AUCUUUUUCUCGUUCUGCGAUCCAGUUCGUGUCGCUGUUUUACGGUUCUUAAUAAUUCGCCUCAUAAUCAUUUCGUCUAUCUCUUUUGCUUUUUACCUGCAUCUCAGGUAAUAGAAUAAGUUUGCGGCGCGCUACCGGUUACCGUCGACGUGUUUCUGACUGGUUUCGGCUCUUUUUUUCAGUUUUCUUUCGCCAAACCUUCAGUUUUGGGGACGAAUCUUCAUUUAAUCGAAGUGUCGAAUAGGUAAAAGCAGAAAUCUGCAAAGAGUUUGAAAGGGAAGUUGAAGAUGAUAAGUCUCCUGUUGCUGAUUUUUCCGGUCCUUGCGACGUUGUUGACUGGAGUAACAGCUCAGUUUAAGUGUCCUCAAGGAACCGGUUACUUUCCAGAUGCCCAACAGUGCGAUUUUUACUACGAAUGUUCCAAAGGACAAUAUGAAGAGAAAUUGUGUCCUGACGGCCUAGUGUUUGACGAUUCUGAUCCGAACCACGAAAGAUGUGAUAUUCCUGCAAAUGUGGAGUGUGGCCAAAGGACUGCUCUACAGGAACCAAAACCAAGCAAAGGUUGUCCAAGAGCAAACGGAUAUUAUAGGCACGAAGAUGAACAAGUCUGUGAUAAAUUCUACAACUGUGUAGAUGGUGUUCCAAUUGAAUUACCAUGUCCUCCAGGUCUUAUUUACGAUGAUAUUAGCAGUACAUGUGCAUGGCCAGAAGCUAGUAAAAGAAAAUGUACCAACUCAAAGAGAGAUGUACUUGAUGAUGGGUUUUCUUGUCCAGAAGGGAACGUCCAAGGGCCAGGUGGUCGGACUCUACCUCAUCCUACAUUCGCUCAUCCAGAAGAUUGCCAGAAAUUUUAUAUAUGCAGGAAUGGCGUUCAACCACAGAAGGGAUCAUGUCCACCUAAAAAAGUUUACAAUGAAGAAUCCUUUAUGUGUGACGAUCCAGCAAAUGUACCGGGCUGUGAAAAUUUCUUCAAUGGAAAGAGCUAGGAACAAAACCUUAUAUUUUCAGUGAGAAGUAUUUAUCAGAAAGUAUUGCUUUAAAUAUAUAUUUUUUAACUAUAUAUAUAUUUAUUUUUAAGUAAAUUUAAAUUUGAAACAAAUAAUUAUUUA
Molecule: messenger RNA, 1109 nt
Organism: Sitophilus oryzae (rice weevil)
Lineage: Eukaryota; Metazoa; Arthropoda; Insecta; Coleoptera; Curculionidae
Gene: Cpap3-a2
Product: protein obstructor-E-like
Exons: 8
Coding region: 288-986 (232 amino acids)
Cellular component (GO): extracellular region
Molecular function (GO): chitin binding
Source: RefSeq, a predicted model, not a curated record